CUGGCUUUGAUGAGGAAGAGGAGGAGGAGGAGGCUGAGGCACUUUGGCCACAUCGUGAGGAGAAAUGACUCCUUAGGAAAGACAACAACGCUAGGAAAGGUAGCAGAAACAGAGGAAGGGCUAUAUGCCUGAUGGAUGGACCCAGUCAGGGAGGCCAGGGUCACGGAUCUGGAGGACCAGAGAGCAGCGUCCCAUCCACAGGGGCGCCAUAGAACGCUGCCUCAGAAGGCUUUACGCAAACUGCGUACGCGGUUCCCUCAGAUUUCGCACUUCCUCGCCGCUGGCCUCUAAAGGAGGGGGAACUGGGGCCUUUCGCCGUGUUUGUAUCUCUCGUUUGGGCCGCUGGAGACACAAGCUCCGCCCCUGCUGAUUGGACAAAGGGGCGGAAGGGGGCGGGCCCCGGGCGCAAGGGACCCGCUCGGAUUGGCGGCCGAGUCAGAGGGGGCGCGGCCAUCCUCUGGUAACAACAGUGGGGCGUUGUGUGGUAGGCUUUUUCUUCCUCACUCCCCGCCAUGUUCUCCUAGCAGCGGACCUGAUCGCGCCCUCGUCAAGCGCCAGCGGACGCGCGGCAGCAGCCGCCGCAGCAGCCUUUACACCUGGUUUCCCUCCUCUCCUUCUCCCCCUUCUUUACCACCCUAACCGCCUUUUCGGCCCCUCCGCCAUGGUCACCACCACCGCCUCCGCCGCGCCUUCCCCUUUCCUGGCCCGGAUCUCGGCCGGCCCCGAGGACCCCCGGCGGUUCCCCUCCACGGCCCUCUUCCAGCGCCUCCUGAGGACAGAGUACAGCGGCGAAAGCAGCCACCCGGUGGGGCCUGGAGGCAGCGCCCGGCCGGCGCUCAAGAGGGUGAGGCGGCGGAGAGGGAAAGUACGCUCGGCUCCCUCCAGCCUUUUGCAGAGCCGAUACCAGCAGUACCAACAGCACCGCGCCGGCUUAGCGCGAAGGAGCACCGCAGCCGCCGCCUUAGAGCCCACCGAGGAAGCUCCGGCAGCUUCCCCACGAACGGCCCCCGUCGUCGCCGCCAGCCUCAGCAAACCCCUCAGGAAGGAAUUGUUCAAAAACAGGAUGGCAAAAUCUGAGAAGGUUACCAUUCCUUACAACCAGCCUGCCCACGGUACGCAUCUCUGUGAACAAUCAAAGACAAACAGACAGAGGAACAAAUCUAAUGUACCGAUAAACAAAGUCCCAUCUACAAAAAAAAGUGAAAAUAACUUUUGGCAAGAAUCUGUGUCGCCUGAACUCAUUAAAACACAGGAGAAGAAGCCUCUGAAGACCACCGAAAAUAUGAAACCGAAGAAACCCAUCUUUCUGACUGAAGCCAGCCAAAAAGAAAACUAUGCUGGAGCAAAGUUCAGUGACCCUCCUUCACCCAGUGUCCUUCCAAAGCCUCCCAGUCACUGGGUAGGAAGCACUGCUGAAUAUUCUGACCAAAACAAGGAGAUGAUGGCAGUCCAUCUAAAAACUCUCUUAAAAGUUCAAGCCUAGCUUAUGGAUAUUUACAGUGAACCUGCUAGGUAUCUGAAACCUGCCUUGUUGCAAAAUGAUGUGCGAAACUGACAGGUCUUAAAAUCACAAACUUGUCCUCUAUUUUUUAUGGUUGUGUAAAUAGUGUAUAUCAUGUAUGUGUAUAUUCAUAUUUUGAACUACAUUUUAGUUUUGUUAUGAAAGGAUGUAUUUUACACUGCCCAUGAGGUAGGUGGUUUUGUAUAUAAUAAUGGACACCUUCUGAUGUGUGCUUGUCACAUGGAAAGACCUGACAAUGUUUGCACAAGGUAUUGAGAUUUUUGUACAAACCUCUCAUCUCAAAGUUCAAAAGGAAAUGUGAAAAUAUUAGUAAUGCACUACUGAAAAUUUUUACAGUUGGUGGCACAAUACUUCAUUGCAUAAGAAGCCUUCAUCAGAAAAAUGUGAAUUUAUUUGAAAUGGUGUAUGGAGUUAAAUUCAAUUCUUCCUUGCAAAUAUAAAAUUGGAGUUUGAUUUGCAUAGCCCCCAAACCUAGCACUGCUAACAAAGAGAAGCAGGGCUAUCUGCCAGAAAUAAUUGGCUUUUUUAAAAAAAAGAAAGAAUUUAAAUAAAAACAAUUUGGCCUCCCCUUA
Molecule: messenger RNA, 2094 nt
Organism: Sceloporus undulatus (fence lizard)
Lineage: Eukaryota; Metazoa; Chordata; Lepidosauria; Squamata; Phrynosomatidae
Gene: PNRC1
Product: proline rich nuclear receptor coactivator 1
Exons: 2
Coding region: 662-1483 (273 amino acids)
Biological process (GO): nuclear-transcribed mRNA catabolic process, nonsense-mediated decay
Cellular component (GO): nucleus; P-body
Source: RefSeq, a predicted model, not a curated record